UCCAGAUCAAAUUCAUUCUUCAGCUCAGUAUAUCUAUUCAUAGUAGUAGCUCUUCCAAGUCUGUCAGUAAUCAAAUAAUCAGACUUGAUUGAUUUCCUGUGAAGGGCUUAAUAGUAGCUUGAGUUAAAUAUAAUGUGGAAUUAUAACAAGUUGUUUGUUAUGGUCGUUACGACCGCCCUUGUGAUUUCAUGGUGUGUGGAAGCUAGGAUUGUACGAAGUGAUCUGGGCGUGGACCUCGGAGGUGGAGGUUUGGGUGUAGGCGUGGGGUUGGGCGUUGGUGCAGGCCUAGGUCUUGGUGGAAGUGGAAGCGGCUCUGGCUCUGGAUCCGGUUCGGGUUCGGGCUCUGGAGCUGGUUCUGGGGCUGGCUCUGGAGCAGGUUCUGGGGCUGGUUCAGGGGCCAGUUCUGGUGCUGGGUCAUAUGCAGGUUCGGGAGCAGGCAGCCAUGGUGGUGGCAGUCAGGGUGGUGGUUCGGGGAGUGGCUACGGUGCAGGUUCUGGUAGUGGGCAUGGUGAAGGUGGCGAGAGUGGGUAUGGUUCAGGGUCGGGCUCUGGCAGUGGCUAUGGAAGUGGUUCCGGGAGUGGCUAUGGUGCAGGUUCUGGUAGUGGUUAUGGAGAAGGCAGGGGCAGCGGUAGUGGCUAUGGAAGUGGUUCGGGACGUGGCUCAGGUUAUGGGGCGGGUUCUGGUUCUGGUGUCGGCCGUGGUGGAGGAGGGUACUGAAUUCAUGUCACAAUUUGCCUGCAUUAGACUAAAUAAGUUUAGGUAUCAUGAGUUGUAAUGGCAACUUCUACAAAUAAGUAUAUAGAAAUAUUAUCUAUAAUAAUAUAUAUAUAAUGGAAAAUGCCUUUGUGUGGUAUGGGUCUCCCCUUCCACUAUAUUUUCCUUUACAUGUAGUUGCAGUUUGUGUUUG
Messenger RNA from Cryptomeria japonica (Japanese cedar), 907 nucleotides. Its product is annotated as glycine-rich cell wall structural protein 2. The record is from RefSeq and is a predicted model, not a curated record. The transcript has a single exon. Bases 133 to 717 code for a protein of 194 amino acids. Lineage: Eukaryota; Viridiplantae; Streptophyta; Pinopsida; Cupressales; Cupressaceae.